Molecule: messenger RNA, 2720 nt
Organism: Sphaeramia orbicularis (orbiculate cardinalfish)
Lineage: Eukaryota; Metazoa; Chordata; Actinopteri; Kurtiformes; Apogonidae
Gene: eif3ba
Product: eukaryotic translation initiation factor 3, subunit Ba
Exons: 19
Coding region: 123-2165 (680 amino acids)
Biological process (GO): translational initiation
Cellular component (GO): eukaryotic translation initiation factor 3 complex
Molecular function (GO): translation initiation factor binding; translation initiation factor activity; RNA binding
Source: RefSeq, a predicted model, not a curated record
CCGUCACAUCGUCCAUUUUCACGUAAUCGCACAUGGUGCCGCACCGGCCCAGGUCCACCAGCCUCUCUAUUAUUGGGGUUUUAGUCUGUUUAAGCGAGAUACCUAAAUUCUAUUCCUGUUAAAUGCAAGACACAGUGGAUAUGGUGGACGACCCCGAGUAUGAAGAGGAAGAGCCUUCCUUCAGCGACCCGGAGGACUUCGUGGAUGACAUCGAAGAUGAUGAGCUCCUUUUGGACAUCCUGAGAGAGAAGCCUCAGGAGGCUGAUGGCAUAGACUCGGUGGUGGUGGUGGACAAUGUCCCCCAGGUCGGCCCAGAGCGCUUGGAGAAGCUUAAGAACGUCAUACACAAGAUUUUCUCCAAGUUUGGCAAGAUCACCACUGAGUUCUACCCAGAGGCUGAUGGCAUGACCAAAGGGUACAUCUUCCUGGAGUAUGCUGCUCCCACUCAGGCUCUGGAGGCAGUGAAGAAUGCAGAUGGGUACAAACUCGACAAGCAGCAUACAUUUAGAGUGAACCUCUUCACCGAUUUUGACAAGUACAUGACCAUCAGCGAUGAGUGGGAAACUCCAGAGAAGCAGCCUUUCAAAGACUUUGGUAAUAUGCGCCACUGGAUUGAGGACCCGGACUGUCGUGAUCAGUACAGUGUGAUUUACGAGGCUGGAGAGAGGACGGCCAUUUUCUCCAACGAUGCUAAAGAGCCUAUCACAGCUGAAGAAAGAGCACGUUGGACAGAAACGUAUGUGCGCUGGUCUCCUAAAGGCACCUACCUGGCUACCUUUCACCAGCGAGGCAUUGCAUUAUGGGGUGGCGAGAAGUUCAAACAGAUUCAGAGGUUCAGCCAUCAGGGAGUUUCUCUCAUCGACUUUUCACCGUGUGAGAGGUAUGUUGUGACCUUCAGUCCACUGAUGGACACUAAGGAGGACCCACAGGCCAUCAUCAUCUGGGACAUUCUUACAGGACAGAAGAAGAGAGGCUUCCACUGCGAGAGCUCAGCACAUUGGCCCAUUUUCAAAUGGAGCCACGAUGGAAAGUUCUUUGCCAGAAUGACCCAAGACACGCUGAGCAUCUAUGAGACUCCAUCAAUGGGCCUGCUCGACAAGAAGAGUCUCAAGAUCAGUGGAAUCAAGGACUUCUCAUGGUCUCCCGGGGACAACAUCAUUGCAUUCUGGGUACCUGAGGACAAAGACAUCCCGGCCAGAGUGACUCUGAUGCAGUUGCCUUCCCGUCAGGAGAUUCGGGUCCGCAAUCUUUUCAACGUUGUUGACUGCAAACUGCACUGGCAGAGGAACGGAGAUUAUCUGUGCGUGAAAGUGGACAGGACUCCUAAAGGGACACAGGGUGUGGUCACCAACUUCGAAAUCUUCCGCAUGAGGGAGAAGCAGGUUCCUGUUGACGUGGUGGAAAUGAAGGAUAGCAUUAUCGCAUUUGCGUGGGAGCCCAAUGGCAGUAAGUUUGCUGUUCUGCAUGGAGAGUCUCCCAGAAUCAAUGCCUCCUUCUAUCAUGUCAAAAACAACGGCAAGAUUGAACUCAUAAAGAUGUUUGACAAGCAGCAGGCCAACAGCAUCUUCUGGAGCCCACAGGGACAGUUCAUGGUGUUGGCUGGACUCAGGAGUAUGAACGGAGCUCUUGCCUUCGUGGACACAUCAGACUGCACCAUGAUGAACAUAGCAGAGCACUACAUGGCCUCUGAUGUGGAGUGGGACCCGACCGGACGCUAUGUUGUCACCUCUGUGUCAUGGUGGAGCCACAAGGUGGACAAUGCGUACUGGCUGUGGACGUUCCAGGGGCGUCUUCUUCAGAAGAACAACAAAGACCGCUUCUGCCAGCUGCUCUGGAGACCCAGACCUCCCACCCUUCUCAGCACAGAUCAGAUCAAGAUGAUCAAGAAGGAUCUUAAGAAAUACUCUAAGAUCUUUGAGCAGAAGGAUCGUCUGAGCCAGUCCAAGGCAUCCAAGGAGCUUGUGGACAAACGUCGGGCCAUGAUGGAGGAAUAUCGCCGCUACAGGGAAACAGCGCAGCAGAUCUACCAGGAACAGAAGAGCAUCCGCCUCGAGCUCAGAGGAGGAGUGGACACCGAUGAACUGGACAGCAACGUUGACGACUGGGAGGAGGAGACCAUUGAGUUUUUUAUCAACGAAGAAAUCAUUCCCCUUGGAGAUCUGUAGUCCCCUACGCAGUCCAUCCGUUUUUGUGUGGAAGGCGAAGACGGGAUUGAUUGGAGAAGGACAACGACCACGCCGAAAAACCUCGAGGUUCAUCGCGAGCCUCAUCAUUCAACUUAAGUGACAUCAUCGAAGCACGCCUUGCAGAUCAACGGCCACAUCGAGGGACAAGAGACAAUACUUUGCAUUCAGCUGUUUUCUCUUAGUCUCUCACCAUCAUCUGCCCCAUUUUUAUUCUCGGUGGAACUUGAUCUUUUAGUAAAAUCUGCCUGCUUUUUUCUACUCAUUAAUUGAAGUCACCGGCUCUAACCUGAGCCCCGUCUCAUCCUCGUUGGGGUUGUUUCUGAACCAGCCCUCACUAUGCUAGUGUGUUAUCAGCGGGCAGAGCGUACUAUACCAGAGGGGGGUGGAGGUGUUGUGACUAAACCAGUAGCCUUGUUAGUAAAUGUGCUGAUGUGGCACUAUAGUGGCCUGUAUCCUCCUCCUUUCAGACUAGGCUUUCACACAGGGAGGGGGUGCGUUGUGGGAAAACCUUUAAAUAAACACUUAAAAACAAUA